CGGCGCGCUUGGGCGGUGGAUUCAAAACGGAAAGAGUGAUUCGGGCGGGUCGGAGGGUCGGGCUGAAACGCAGCGCCGGGAAUGAUGGAGGUGGCGGAGACCGAGGCCGAGGCCGCAGCCGCAGAGAGCCUGCCGUUUCCCUUGUUUCCUUGCCCCUUCAGGGCCCUGGCCAAGCUGGCAAACGUCCUGGAGCCUAUAGGCCUGCGGGAAGAGGCAGAACCGCCCGGACAGAUCCUGGCUGAGUUUGUGAUGGAUUCCCGGAAGAAGGACAAGCUGCUCUGCAGCCAGCUUCAGGUAGUGGACUUCCUGCAGAACUUUUUGGCUCAGGAGGACAUCGUCCAGGGCCUGGACCCCUUGGCUUCUGAAGACAGGAGCCGACAGAAGGCCAUUGCAGCCAAGGAGCAAUGGAAAGAGCUGAAGGCUACCUACCAAGAACACGUGGAGGCCAUCUCAAGGGCGGUGAUCCACGCCCUGCCCAAGAUGGAGGAGGCCCAAAAGAAGCAGGCACAGCUCCAGGAGGCCCUUGACCAGCUCCAGGCCAAGAAGCAAGUAGCUAUGGAGAGACUCAGAACAGCCCAGAAACAGUGGAAGCUGCAACAGGAGAAGCGUCUACAGCACUUAGCAGAAGCUUCUGCAGAGGUGAGGCAGCGACAGGCAGGAACUCAGCAGGAGCUUGAGCAGCUGUGUCAGGAACUUGGAACCUUGAAGCAGCAAGCAGGGCAGGAGCGGGACAAGCUGCAGAGGCACCAGACCUUCCUUCAACUGAUGUACACCUUGCAGGGUGAGCUGCAGUCCCCCGAGACAGAGGCAGAGCUACCACAAGAUUCGGAUCUUCCUGAGGAUAAGUCACAGCUGCUGACCCAAUCCCGGCAGCAGGCCGCGGGGGAUGGCAUGGGGAGAGAUGGAAGUGUGUCCUCCAAGUGGGAAGAACCACAUUCAGAAGCCAACAACAUGACAAGUGCCGGAACUGGUGUGGAUUUAGAGGGUGCAAAUGGGUAGGGGGCCCUGGCCUGGGGCCUCAGCAGUUGCUUGUUCAAAUCAAUAUGAUGCAAACACGCUGAGCUUAAUCCAGGGAGGAGGAGAAUGCUUUAGGCGGGUGGUUAGAUACGGAGAGAGAACUUUAAUCGCCAAUCUAAAUGUUUAUUGAAGCCCUUCUACGCGCCAGCCCUCCUGCUGUGAACUGGCGCUACCAGUCCCUGGCCCCUUGGAACAUAACGAGCUCGAACAAGUAAACAGGUCAAUAAGAUGAUCUCAGAAUGUGGCGAAACAGGGCAGCAAACUAAAACAGUAAUAUGAUGAAGUGCAGUACCAAGAAUAUAGAGGAUGAUAUAUCUAUCCGUAUUGGCCCAUGUCUGUGUGAGUUAGCAUUUCCAUUUGUAUGUACAUGUGCCUGUAUCUGGUUUUAUGUUGUUUUAAACUCCGGUUCACGUUCAGUAUUAUUCUCUAUACGGUUCCUAUGUACAACAUAGUGGUUAGACCAGCUUGUACUUUACAAUAUAAUUGUGUUUGUUGCUCUCAGUCUCCAUUCCUCUGUGUAUCUGUUGCUGGGUGUGUAGACAUUUGGGGGCACUGCUACCUGUGAGAGAGAGAUUGCAUUCGUGAUCCGGUGUGUGGGAACUGCUAAGAGAAAGCUGGUGGAAAACACCUCCAUUUGUGUGAGAAAGACUUAACAUCCUUUUGAGGAAGAGACACGUGAUCCUUUAUUUUUUGUGAGUUUCAAGAAGUGUUGGCCCUUGUCUAUCUCAGACUGAGAUGCCUCAGACUUGAGCACGCUGAUGGUUUGCUUUGCUUUUCUGAGAUGUCCCUAAUUUCCCCUCAUAUUGUUUUUUUUGUUGUUGCUGGUUUUUUUGUAUGCUGGCCCCAUUGUUUAUGUAUGAAAUAGGACAGAUGUCAGAGGUCUUUGAGGGUCUUCAUCAUGGCUGACCAAGGGCAUCAGUGAGGAUUGAAGAUACUCCUUUAGGCAGCACAUAAAUACCCAAAGAGCACAUAAAUACUCAGUCUACCCGUUCACCCCACGUCCCCUCAAACCUUCCACAUGAUCCCUGAUAUAGCUCUCUUGCACCUCAAAUACUCAGUCCUAUCCUUCAGUCUCUUCCUAUUCAGUAGGUUCCUGUCAGCCUGAUUGAUGUCUAACUGCUACCCUGCCAGCCCAAUUGCCCCUAACAGCCCUCUCCCUGCAGGCCUGGUUGCCCCUAACUGCCCUCC
Messenger RNA from Pipistrellus kuhlii (Kuhl's pipistrelle), 2205 nucleotides. It is a transcript of the gene ZWINT, whose product is annotated as ZW10 interacting kinetochore protein. NCBI's taxonomy places the organism in Eukaryota, Metazoa, Chordata, Mammalia, Chiroptera, Vespertilionidae. Gene Ontology annotation, cellular component: nuclear body; dendrite; kinetochore. Gene Ontology annotation, biological process: establishment of localization in cell; mitotic sister chromatid segregation; mitotic cell cycle checkpoint signaling. The record is from RefSeq and is a predicted model, not a curated record. The coding region runs from base 82 to 999 and encodes 305 amino acids. The transcript has 8 exons.